CUCGCUAUAAAGAUCACCUGCUCGGACAACACCCUCUACCGUGUCACACCAGUUUAUGCAAUUGUUGAACCAGAAGAGGUCGUAGUGCUAAAUAUUGGCAGACUUGAAGGUAUGCCAAAAAAGGACCGACUUGGAAUUCUAAUGAUUGACUACACCGGUACUGGAAAUGCUAAAGAUGCUUUUAAGCGAUCCGACCUUCGGCCAGUAACAAUCAACAUUCCUCUUCUAGUAAAAGAAAGCUGA
This is a messenger RNA of Strongylus vulgaris, 243 nucleotides long. Lineage: Eukaryota; Metazoa; Nematoda; Chromadorea; Rhabditida; Strongylidae. The record is from the annotation of a GenBank genome assembly.